This is a messenger RNA of Arachis ipaensis, 384 nucleotides long. RefSeq lists its product as uncharacterized. The record is from RefSeq and is a predicted model, not a curated record. Lineage: Eukaryota; Viridiplantae; Streptophyta; Magnoliopsida; Fabales; Fabaceae.
AUGUUUCUCAACUUUGAUCCCAAGGCUGCGGGAGAAAAGAGACUUCUCCAACUAAAUGAGCUUGAAGAAUUCAAAACCACAGCUUAUAAGAAUGCUAAGCUCUACAAGGAGAAGACAAAGCUCUGGCAUGAUAAGAAGAUAGCCACUAGAAUAUUUGACCCCGGCCAGAAAUUCUUUCUUUUUAACUCAAGGCUCAAGAUAUUCCCAAGGAAGCUGAAAUCCCGGUGGUCAAGACCUUUUCUGGUCACUAAAGUUUCUCCCUAUGGUCAUGCAAAAAUCAUGGUCGAGAACUUCGAUAGGAGGUUCACUGUUAAUGGCCAGAGGUUGAAGCACUAUCUUGGUGGCGACGUUGAGGGCCAAAAGACCACUCAUCUGCUUACUUAG